Molecule: messenger RNA, 492 nt
Organism: Hypoxylon trugodes
Lineage: Eukaryota; Fungi; Ascomycota; Sordariomycetes; Xylariales; Hypoxylaceae
Product: Elf1-domain-containing protein
Exons: 5
Coding region: 1-492 (163 amino acids)
Biological process (GO): transcription elongation by RNA polymerase II
Cellular component (GO): transcription elongation factor complex
Molecular function (GO): RNA polymerase II complex binding
Source: RefSeq, a predicted model, not a curated record
AUGCUGUUUAAGCAACGCGAAGCUUUCAGACGUCACGCAACCAAGGCAAUUGCUGGUGAAAUCUUUGACCAAAACAUAAAAAUCAAAGUUCAUUGUUCUCCAGGAAAGCGCAAGAAGAGUUCGCGAAAGCCCCAGGGCAAGAAGAAGAAUGAUCCACUUCCUACUAUCUUCACCUGCCUAUUUUGCAACCACGAAAAAUCCGUCACAGUAGAGAUGAACAAGAAAUCCGGUGUUGGCGAACUCGAAUGCAAGGUGUGCGGGCAGAGAUUCCAGUGCGGUAUAAACUAUCUCUCAGCACCCGUCGAUGUUUAUAGUGAAUGGAUCGACGCGGCCGAUGCCGUUGCAAAGGAAAAUAACGUUGGAAGUGGCUCCGGUUCGGCUUCAACGUAUCGCGUAGGAUCAAAACAAUCAGCGGCUGGCCGAUAUGAUGAUGACGAAGACGAUCGCAGAUACGAGGGCGAUGGCAUAGUGCCGGAUGACGAUGAUGACUAG